Molecule: messenger RNA, 999 nt
Organism: Miscanthus lutarioriparius
Lineage: Eukaryota; Viridiplantae; Streptophyta; Magnoliopsida; Poales; Poaceae
Source: the annotation of a GenBank genome assembly
AUGGGCGCGCCGCUGCUCCGCCGCCGCCUCCUGCUGUCUCUCGCGCUCCUCGCUGUCUGCUGCGCGGGGGCGGCGGCGAAGGCGCCCAGGCUGUCGCCCAACUACUACCGCCACAGCUGCCCGCGCGUGGAGCGGAUCGUGUCGGACGUCAUCGCGGCCAAGCAGCGCGCCAACCCGUCCACGGCGGCGGGCACGCUGCGGCUCUUCUUCCACGACUGCUUCGUCAACGGCUGCGACGCCUCCGUCCUCGUCUCCCCGCUCUCCUCCGCCGCCCCGGAGCGCGCGGCGGAGAUCAACCUCUCCCUGCCCGGGGAUGCCUUCGACGCCGUGGGCCGCGCCAAGGCGGCGCUGGAGUCCGCCUGCCCCGGCGUGGUCUCCUGCGCCGACGUCCUGGCGCUGGCGGCGCGGGACCUCGUGGCUAUCCUGGGCGGGCCCCGGUUCCCCGUCGCGCUGGGCCGCCGCGACUCCGCCCGCUCCGACGCGCGCGACGUCGAGGGCAACCUGCCCCGCACCAACAUGUCGGCGCGCGCCAUGGUGCGGCUCUUCGCGGGCAAGGGACUCACGCCCCGGGAGAUGGUGGCGCUGGCGGGGGCCCACACCGUGGGAUUCUCCCACUGCGCCGAGUUCGCGCACCGCAUCUACGGCUACCGGGGCGCCGCCGGCCACGACCCGCGGCUCAACCCGGAGUUCGCGCGCGCGCUGCAGCGCUCCUGCGCGGGGUACCGGACCGACCCCACCGUCUCCAUCUUCAACGACAUCGUCACGCCCCGGGACUUCGACGAGGCCUACUACAAGAACCUGCCCCACGGGCUGGGCCUGCUCGCCUCCGACGCCGCCAUCUGGGAGUACCCGCCCACCCGGGUGUUCGCGCAGCGGUACGCCGCCAACCGCACCGCCUUCUUCGAGGACUUCGCCGCCGCCAUGCAGAGGCUCGGCGCCGUCGGCGUCAAGACCGGCCGCCAGGGCGUCGUCAGGCGCCGCUGCGACGCGCUCGACUGA